Molecule: messenger RNA, 1224 nt
Organism: Colletotrichum godetiae
Lineage: Eukaryota; Fungi; Ascomycota; Sordariomycetes; Glomerellales; Glomerellaceae
Exons: 4
Coding region: 1-1224 (407 amino acids)
Source: RefSeq, a predicted model, not a curated record
AUGUGGCGGGUAUUCCGACCUCGCGCUGGCAUAACGAAUGCGAGCACCCUGGCUGUUCGAGCAGUCGCGCCACAAAUUCCCAGCCAACAGACAGUCAUAGUACAGAGGGUCAAACUUUCAAAACCUAGAUUCAGGGCCGGAACAUUUCUCAUCGGAGCAGGCAUUUCGCUUGCGUGUUGGCACAUUUACUGGUCCACCGUUUUAAAUCCCUUCUUCCGACAUGUAGACCGAGAAUACGAGAAGCUGUCACCGGCCGAAAAGAAGGCGCUCGACGAAGAGAUAGCAGAGGAGGAGGCCGAACCCUGGUUUAUUCCAUUCCCUUUCACGACAAAGUCCGUCAACCAACCGCCGUACAAAGGCAGCGACCCCGAGUGGCAAGAGUUCGUUAAGCUCAGCAAGCAAAAGGGAACUCUGACCCAAAUCCGCUCCGAUCUGGCCAGCUGGGUAAAGUCCUCGGUCGAGAGGCACCCUGUAAUCACAGCCAGAUGUGGCAACUCAGUAAAGCUUCGUAGAUAUUGGUUGGAUAUUGACUUCCCAUACCGUCCACCACCGGUCUUUUACUCUUCAGGAUUACUGCUACAAGGCGAUGGACUGUACUGGUCAACUCAGCCCGUUGAUUCUUUGACUGUCAAACGCCUACAGAAGAUACUUUGGCCGGAUGCUAUGGCUGUGUCAUCGUGGGCUUUUACGAGUGCGUUGGUAAAACAACACUACAUGGACAUUUCCCGAGCCCUUGGCUUCGAGUCAAGCAAGCCUCUUCAACCAUUUCCAUCAGUCAGCGGUGGCAACAUGCAACAAAAAGCCCAGGGGCCUCUUCCGUCCGCCAACAGACAGACUCCUGAUGGCACGCCGGCAGAGAAUGCCUCUCACAACGUCAGCAAGACAACGGACGCAUCACAGGCAGAUGAGCCUGAGAGCGGCGGCAAAACCAACUUCGUCAGGGACACUGCUAUAUCCCAUAUAGAGGGGAUGAAGCAAAUAACCGACGGCCCUGCAAGAGAAUUUCGACGGAAACUGGCGCAGUCUUGGAAGCCUACGCGACCGUCUCCUCCGCGUGGCUGCAUUCUCGUUUCGGGCUUCGUCGAAUGUGAGCUACCCAAGGGGUUCGUGCUGAUCGACGUCUGGGGAUUCUGGAAUCCCAAGACGGAGACCUUUGAGACUAAAUCAACAUUUAUGAAUGUACGGAGGGUACAGAUGAAGCAACAAUCACCUCGGCGGGGCUAA